Molecule: messenger RNA, 1635 nt
Organism: Fusarium coffeatum
Lineage: Eukaryota; Fungi; Ascomycota; Sordariomycetes; Hypocreales; Nectriaceae
Exons: 1
Coding region: 1-1635 (544 amino acids)
Biological process (GO): protein peptidyl-prolyl isomerization; protein folding
Cellular component (GO): catalytic step 2 spliceosome
Molecular function (GO): peptidyl-prolyl cis-trans isomerase activity
Source: RefSeq, a predicted model, not a curated record
AUGUCGGCGAUCUACAAUCUCGAGCCGCAACCGACGGGAUCCGUUAUCAUCCACACCACCCGAGGCGAACUCUCGGUCGAGCUAUUCGCCAAACAAACACCAUUGACAUGUCGCAACUUCCUGCAAUUAGCCCUGGAUGGUUACUACGACAACACGAUAUUCCAUCGAUUGGUUCCUGGUUUCAUUCUACAAGGUGGUGAUCCCACUGGUACUGGCAACGGCGGAGAGUCGAUAUACGAUGGAGGCGCAUUCAGCGGCGACUUGGAUCCUUGGCCCAUGGAUCAGCGAAUGGGAAAGAAUGCAGGACCAACAGGAAUCAAUUUCAAGGAUGAAUUCCACUCCCGACUCAAAUUCAAUCGCCGAGGUCUACUUGGUUCCGCGAACGAGUCGCGUCCGGAUACAAACGGAAGUCAAUUCUUCUUUACUCUGGACAAGUCCGAGGAAUUGAACGGAAAGAACACCAUGUUUGGACGAAUUGCUGGCGAUACGAUUUACAACUUGGCCAAAAUGGGUGAGGCAGAGGUGGACGAAGCCACGGAGCGACCAACCUACCCAGUCAAGAUCGAGCGCAUAGAGAUCUUGGUAAACCCUUUCGAGGAUAUGAAGAAGCGAUCUCGGGUUGCCACUCAAGCACCGUCCAACCCAACUACUACCAAAGAUAAGAAGAAAAAGCGAAAAGGCGGGAAACAACUACUGAGCUUUGGGGACGAUGAAGGGGACGACGACAUGCCAGUGCUGAAGAAAAAGAAAUUUGAUACCAGGAUCGUUAUGGAAGCUCCGGAGGAAAAUGAUGUUCCCAGCAAGCCAACAAAAACCAAGACCAAAGACAAGAAAGACCCAGCAUCGGAAAAGCGAUCGUUGAUCACAGAUGAAGACAAAGAUAAGGACUCGGAUCAGGCCAUCCCCAGUGAGCCACCCAAGGAGGUUCGCCGAAAGCCAGCCCCACCUGUCAAGAUGGAGAUGGAGGACGAAUCACCGGAGCCGGAAGCCCCCCGUAAGACAGCAUUGGAGCGAGCCAACGAAGAAAUGGCUGCGCUCAAGGCGUCCAUGCGACGGAUGGUUCACUCAGACGAGCUUGUGAAGGAGAAGAAGAAGUCUACAUUGGAAUCCAUGAUUCCAGAGACAUCAGUCAAAGGAGCAAGAAAGCGAGGAAAGGCAAGCGAGGACCCUAAAAUGCUUCGUAGUAUACAAGCGUUCCAGUCAAGGCUGGGGAAGGCACCCCCGGAGAAAGAUAACGAACCGUCGGUCCGGGGAGCUGCCAAGGAAGAAGGAGACACGCAAGCUGCAGACGAAGAAGCUGAGUUGUGUGAUCUGCACUUCAUCGCAAAUUGCCAAAGCUGCACGUCAUGGGACAAACAAGAGAAGGAAGAGAGCGACGACGAGGGUUGGAUGUCGCAUUCUCUGAGCUUUGCCGCGGAUAAACUGGGUAAGGACCUAAACAACCGUAGAAAGGCGGAGGAAGAGCUCGUUGUGAUUGAUCCACGCGAGAAGGCUCGGACUCUCAAGGAUGAAAAGAAGGCGGCCAGGGAUGCGCGACAAGGGAAUUCGGGUCGAGCGUGGGAUCAAGCACGAGAUGCAGCAAGGAACGCCAAGAUGGCACAAGCCGCCUCGCUUGCAGGACGCGGAGCAAAAUGA